AUGCAAUACACACCCUUUGCUUCCGAUAUUGAACUGCCCUUCUAUACUUCACUGGCUUCCCAUAAGAUCAACCAUGACAAACUAGACGACUCUGCCCGAGCGGUCCUGGGCCUUUAUGAGAUUCGCCCCUCGGAUUCCGAGGCUGCAUCAUGUCGGAUCCAAAUCCAUGGGAACGCUCUCACCGGUGGCGAUGCACCCACCGGAUACUACAGAGCUGAGGGCAUGAUAAAAAAUGUGAAUACCAUUGAAGAAUAUCGCAGCAUGGACAGAGCCCAAAUCCUGCAUCGAGCUGGACAAAUGAUAUGGGAUGCAAUCCACGAUGGGUCGAUAUUCUCAUGCCCCUCCUUGCUCUCCAGUUUUUUUAUUGUAUCCUUUGCCGACCUCAAAAAAUACAAGUUCCAUUAUUGGUUUGCUUUCCCGGCAAUUCAUUCGGACCUUCAAUGGGUUGCCGUGCAACCAACCGAUCAAGUAUCUUACUCCCAUCAAAGUCAAGACUUCGAUCCCCUCAAGGGAACGCAUUUAUCCCCACGAGAGAGCACUGAACUAGUGGAUGCGGUGCAGACGUGGUCAUAUCUCGUGGAUCCUCGACAACGUGGCUUUUUCUUAGCUCGUAGAGCAAAACAUACUUUCAGCAACACAUCUCCACGCGAUUCUCAGACCAAGGGCGCUCAAAACGAUAGAUCGGAUAGCAACUGGCAGAUAGCGCCGCUCUCCGAAUACGAGAAUGGGUUCUUCGACAACGUUGCCGCUGAAGACCGCUAUAUCUGUUUCUCUGAUCCAUCAAAUUAUGAACAGAACCCUGGGUGGAUGCUAAGAAACCUGCUCAUUCUGAUUAAACAGCGAUGGAAUCUUGAGCGAGUGCAGAUUUUACGCUAUCGUGAUGUGCCUGCGAAACGUGAUCAGGGUCGGAGUACAGUUAUUCGACUGGAAUCGAUUCCAAGACAAGGAUCCCGGGGCCCGAUGUCAUUGCAAAAUAAAGAGACGUUGCCUCUGCCAAAGGUGACUGGCUGGGAACGUAAUCCGACUGGAAAAUUGUCAGGAAGAAUUGUCAACCUCACCGAGUAUAUGGAUCCCAAGAGAUUGGCAGAUCAGUCAGUUGAUCUCAAUCUCAAACUCAUAAAAUGGCGGAUCAGCCCAAUGCUCGAUCUUGAGAAAAUCAAGCACACCAAAUGUCUCUUGUUAGGAGCUGGUACAUUGGGUAGCUAUGUUUCCCGGAAUCUGUUGGGCUGGGGCGUGAAGAAAAUUACAUUUAUCGACAAUGGAACCGUUUCAUUUUCUAAUCCAGUUAGGCAGCCACUUUUCAAUUUCGAAGACUGUUUGAACGGCGGCUCUCAAAAGGCACAUCGAGCAUCCGAGGCACUGGCUCAAAUUUACCCGGGUGUAGAGACAUCGGGUCAUGCGCUGUCAGUGCCUAUGGCAGGUCAUCCCAUUGUGGACGAAGGUAUGACCAAGGCAGACUUCGAUACUCUCAGCGCCUUGAUUGAUGAACAUGACGCUAUCUUUCUGCUUAUGGAUACCCGAGAAUCACGAUGGCUGCCUACAGUGAUGGGGAAAGCAGCAGGGAAAAUUGUGAUGAACGCAGCCUUAGGUUUUGAUUCAUUCGUGGUGAUGCGACAUGGUAUCACGGAUUCUGAGCUUGGAUGCUAUUUCUGCAACGAUGUUGUAGCGCCGGCUAAUUCUAUGAAGGACCAGACUCUCGACCAGCAAUGUACAGUGACACGCCCUGGAGUGGCCCCUAUAGCCUCUGCACUUUUGGUUGAGCUCUUUGUAUCGCUUCUCCAACACUCGCACGGCGCUGCCGCACCGGCCCCUAUGUCCCGCGAUAUCGAUCGUGAUGACCAUCCCCUGGGUGUUGUUCCUCAUCAAAUUCGUGGGUUUCUCUCCACAUUCGAAAACUUAUCUGUAACUGGCAAAAGUUACCCGAGCUGCAGUGCAUGCUCGGAAAAGGUUGUCAGUGCAUACCGCGAGCAGGGUUGGGACUUCGUGCGAAAAGCCUUGAAUGAACGGGGCUAUGUGGAAGAGUUAAGUGGACUAAGAGAGGUCAGUACAAUGUCUACAAAAAAACCCACUCCGAAACUGACACAUAGCAAGGUUCACGAGAAGGCAGAAGCUGCACUAGCUGAUAUUGAGUGGGAUGUGGCAUCUGACAAUGAAGAGAUCGAGAUCCUUUAG
Messenger RNA from Penicillium paradoxum, 2172 nucleotides. RefSeq names its product putative autophagy ubiquitin-activating enzyme ApgG. Gene Ontology annotation, biological process: autophagosome assembly; cellular response to nitrogen starvation; piecemeal microautophagy of the nucleus. The record is from RefSeq and is a predicted model, not a curated record. Gene Ontology annotation, molecular function: Atg8 activating enzyme activity; Atg12 activating enzyme activity. Lineage: Eukaryota; Fungi; Ascomycota; Eurotiomycetes; Eurotiales; Aspergillaceae. The transcript is spliced from 6 exons. Gene Ontology annotation, cellular component: phagophore assembly site; cytoplasm. The coding region runs from base 1 to 2172 and encodes 723 amino acids.